AUGUGUGUUUCCCCUGGUCCUGGCAUCUUUGGCAUUCGGUAUGGCAAAACUAAAAUCCGCAGUGACCCGCCUAGAUUUUUCAGCUUCCUGCAGGGUGAAUGCGAGAAGCUAGGCGUGGAGUUCCUUACCUCUGCCAACGCGGUGAAGGUUGCUCAACAUGCCGGAGACGAAACGACCAUGAUAGACCUUCGGUUGGGAGGGGGUGAAACUCGCCGACUCCGUUGUCAGAACUUGAUCAUCUCGGCGGGCAUCUGGACUCCGAAAUUGUUCUCGCAGCUGUUCUCCUCUGUCGACGUGGGGAUUCGGCUUGCUGAGAAACAGCACGUGCAGACCUGGUUGCGCUUCAGCGCCGAGACUGUGACCGAUACGAAGGAGCAGGGACCCAAAGACACGGAACAGUGCCACCAGGUUUGGCUGAACCCACUCGAUGAAGGCGACGACCUGCUUGUUUCUUCAUUCGCCAAUGAGGAACUAUACGUGGCCGGCGAGCUUGAACAAGUCAGAGAUCAUACGCCGCCGCUUCCCGACGAGGUUCGGCCAACCCCAGAAGAUGUUGAUAAGCUCCGAGAGCUCGUCGCUCGCUAUGUGCACCUUGAAAGGCGCGAGCUCUUAAGCUCUGGAAAGGCUUUCAUGCCUGCGGGACCACAGGGACGACCUAUAAUGGAUAAGGUACCGCCGGAGCUUCUGAUAUCUUCGCAGCGCUGUCUAAAGGGAUCUGAUUUGGGCGUCUUUCUUAGCUUUGGUCACGAUCUUGACGGUUUUACCCUCGGCCUAGGGUCUGGAAAGGUUGUGGCAGAGCUGGUGCUCGGUGAGGAAUCUUCUAUUGAUAUGACACCCUUCAAGCUGCCGCUCAAUGGUACGGUCGCCACGGCGCUGUUUGUCGCCCUGAUCGUCGUGGCUGUUCUCAUCGGGGCCGCCAUAGGGUCCAUCGCCAUUUGCGGGCUCGACUGGAAGUACUAUCUCAAGCGACGGGAGGCGAGGAAAGAUUUGGGAGAGAUAGUAGAGGGUGGUGUGAGCAGUUCUGAGAAGGCGGAGGUUGAGAGAGUGGAAAAGGACGUGAUAGGCAAGAACUCGGAAGUGGUAAAGGUGGAGGAGGUUGGAGAAAGUAAGGGCAAGAACCCGGAAACGGUAAAGGUGGAUGAGGUUAAAGAAAGUAAGGGGUGGCUGAAGAAAGCUGUGUAUCGUUGA
Dichotomopilus funicola is the source of this 1188-nucleotide messenger RNA. Its product is annotated as FAD dependent oxidoreductase-domain-containing protein. The record is from RefSeq and is a predicted model, not a curated record. Lineage: Eukaryota; Fungi; Ascomycota; Sordariomycetes; Sordariales; Chaetomiaceae. Gene Ontology annotation, molecular function: oxidoreductase activity. Gene Ontology annotation, cellular component: cytoplasm. The transcript is spliced from 2 exons. Bases 1 to 1188 code for a protein of 395 amino acids.